AUGAAAUCCAUUACAAAAUAUAAUAACGAUGCUGAGAUCGACGAAUUUAUCUUGUCUGAUCAAGUUUCUAACAAAAGACAAAAGAAACCCUCUUAAGAUAAAGAUAGAUCAUAUCAGAAAUAGAUUAAUGAUAGUUUUCAAGAUGAACACCCAAGUAAAGCAAAUGAUUCCUCAAUAAAUGUCAAAGAAGCUCUUGCUAUUCAGAAUUAAGCGUAAAGAUAAGCUCACGCAAACAUUAAAAAAGGAAAAUAGGACCAAAGAACUAAGAGUAUAGGUCAUUACAUAAUAGGAAAAGCAAUUGGAGAAGGUACAUUUGGUAAAGUAAAACUAGGGACUCAUAUCCUUACAGGAGAAAGGGUUGCAGUUAAAAUUCUUGAGAAAGAUAAAAUAACUGAGGAUGCCGACGUUGAAAGAGUGGAAAGAGAGAUUAAGAUUUUGAAACUCAUCAGACACCCAAACAUCAUAUAGUUAUAUGAGAUCAUUGAAACACCUAAGCAGCUGUAUUUGAUCAUGGAAUAUGCUAGUGGAGGAGAAUUAUUCGAUUACAUUGUUGCCAAUUCAAGAUUAAAGGAAAAAGAGGCUUGCAAGUUCUUUUAGUAAAUUAUUUCAGGUGUUGAAUAUUUACAUCAACUCAAUAUCGUUCAUAGAGAUUUAAAGCCUGAAAAUUUACUGCUUGAUCAUGAAAACAAUAUCAAGCUUGUUGACUUUGGGCUUUCCAAUACUUAUGAGAAAGGUGCUACAUUAAAAACUGCUUGUGGUUCUCCUUGUUAUGCAGCACCGGAGAUGAUUGCUGGUGAGAGAUAUUUUGGUUCAAAAGUAGAUAUUUGGAGUUGUGGCGUUAUUCUUUAUGCUAUGAUCUGCGGCUAUUUACCUUUUGAGGAUCCAGAUACAGCUAAGUUAUACAAUAAAAUUCUUAAAGGAGACGUACAAAUUCCAAAGUUUGUUUCAACAAAUGGCAAAGAUCUUAUAAAAAAGGUCUUGAAUACUGACCCAGAUAAAAGAUAUAAAGCUGAUGAUAUUAAAACUCAUGCCUGGUAUCAAUAAUUUCAACCCAUUUGUGAAAACUAAGGUCUUAUUAUUGGUGAAAAUAUAAUCCCAGUUGAGCCUAAAAUAGUUGAAAUGCUUGAAUAAUUUGGUUUUAAAGCUGAUUACGCUUAGAAAUGCCUUAAUAAUAAUAAGCAUAAUUAAGUUACAACGGUAUACUAUUUAUUACACAAGCGAUAUGAAUAAUAAGGAAUCUUACCAUCUCAUUUCAACAUUCAUUCAUAAACAUAGCUUAAACCAUAAAAAGGCUAGUAAGAAGAUUAAAAAUUGUUAUAAAUAGAAGAGUAAUAUAAAUAGUAAAAGUAGUAAAAGGGAAAAGAGCAAUCUUAGACUUAAUCCAAGCCAAAUUAAGCACAGAAAUAGCCGAAUGAUUAACAUCCUAAAAAUAAAGUUAAUCUAUCAGCCAUUGAAGAUAGAGAAACAGACACUAUCAAUAAAAGCAUGGUUGAAUCCUCAAAGGAAGACAAAGAUAAGGUAAACAAGACUUUUAACAGUGGAGUACCUACUAAACCAGCUAAAGCCCCUAAAUUAAGUGUAGAUAGUUAACUUAAAGCUCGAAAACUUCUGCAAAAUUUAGAUUUCAAUAAGUUAUUUGUGAAGAGAGGAAGUGGAAGCACCCCCAAUAAAAACGAGCAAGAGAGUAAAAAAGAGGAGGAUGAUCGUAAUCAUAUUUAAACGAUAGAAAAAUCAGAAAAAAAUGCGAAUAGAAACAUAAACAAUAAAAGAUAAAACGAUAACAUUCAAAAUAGAGGCAAUGAAAACUAAUAGAAUAAGCGCACUCCCAGUAGCGUAAGAAGUAGAACUAAUAGUUUUAGUAGUCGAGGAAGUAAAAUGGGGAAUCGAAGAUAGUCAGUGUAAAAUUAAUCUUAAAAUCAAAACGCGACUUCAUCUAAAAGAAGCAGCUUAAGUUUUAGAAAUAAGUCAAACAUUCCUUAGAAAGAUGGUGAGAUUAAUCAACAUUAAGAUCAAGCUAUUUUUUCAAAUAGAAGGGAGAUUUCUCCAAUUAUACCAAUUAGACACCAAACUGGUCAUCCAUACUAACAGCCUCAGUACAAUCACUUGACCAUUUAGGAUCCAAAUACAUAGUACAUGAAUAUGAAUCCAUUCAUUGAUCAAUCUUAGCUAUAUCAACCUCCUCAUUUCCCUCAUUCUGCAGCUACUAGAAUACCUCUAAAUAACUCUCACAUUUAAAAUCAGUAACCACCUUCUUAAUUCUAUCUACCAAAUUAGCAAUCAGGAUCAAUGUAAUAAGUGUCAGCAAAUUACUUACAAAUGAAGUAAAUGGCAUAAAUUUUUCCUUAUGCACAAUCAACCACAAAUUAUAAUAAAAAUAGAGCCCCGUAUAACCGACAAAUUAUUCAAAGAAGAAAAAGCAAUCCCAGCUACCCAUAAAUGAAUUAUAGUCAAUAGAACAUUCCACCAAUUUACUCAUAAAACAAUCAAAAUUUGAUGAUCGACCCUAACCUUAACUAAGCAAUGUUCUUGAGAAAUAACUAAAUGCUUAAUAAUUCCUAGAUAUAUAUUCCAUAAAUGUAUCAAAUGGCGAUGUAAAAUGAUGGUGGCAUAAACAAAUCACAAAUUAUUAAUCCAUCGUAGCUCAUGUAAACUCCUAUUUAAAGCCAAUAAAUGAUGCAACCUUCUUAAUAAUAAUUUUAUGCAAAUUAAUUCGAAUAGAUUAACUAGCCAAGAAUGAGUAAUCACAUGCCAGUCUAAGCUCCUAUUGAAUCUUAAAUGAAGCAAAGAAAGGCCAUCUCUAAUUUCAGAAAGAAGCUUUACUCUAAAUCUAAGAGCUAAAAUAAAUCAACUAUUAUAGGACAAGGUUAACAAUCAUUGAGUGGGACAAGAAACUCUAAAGGUCCUGAUGAAUCAAUCCUUAAAAUGUCCUAAAAACAAGUUAUGAUUAAUAAUCUCAAUAAAACUACUUUUGGAGGCAAUGUACCAAAUGAUUUAAACGUAACUAGUUAAAAUACAGCAACAUAUGAGCAUGAUCAUAAGAAGAAUAAAUAGAAUAAGCCAUAAAAUAGUAAUAAUGAUAUGAGUUAGUCUAUGAUAAGUACUAGCAAUAACCCAUCCUUACCAAUCACUAUCAUUUAAACUCCUCAUGUAAAUAAUAUCAAUAACUACAAUAACUAACUCUAUUUCCAUCUUAACAACUGUAAUGGAAUGACAUUUAACUAAGAAUUAGGAGGAAAUCCUGGGGAUAUCAAUUAAAGUAUCAUGAGUGAUGGUGGUCUAGUUAAUCCUGGAUAGCACCUCAUGUAUAUGAUGCAAAAUGAUCCAGCCUUAAAUCAAGCAUCCUCCCAAAUAAGAAUGAGAAGAUAUAAAAUUCAAAACAAUAUUGACUAAUGA
Messenger RNA from Stylonychia lemnae, 3393 nucleotides. The record is from the annotation of a GenBank genome assembly. NCBI's taxonomy places the organism in Eukaryota, Ciliophora, Spirotrichea, Sporadotrichida, Oxytrichidae.